Messenger RNA from Chrysoperla carnea, 1709 nucleotides. Its product is annotated as zinc finger protein 2 homolog. The coding region runs from base 1 to 1335 and encodes 444 amino acids. The record is from RefSeq and is a predicted model, not a curated record. Gene Ontology annotation, cellular component: nucleus. The transcript is spliced from 2 exons. Lineage: Eukaryota; Metazoa; Arthropoda; Insecta; Neuroptera; Chrysopidae.
AUGGAACAUGAAAAACAAUUAAAUAAAGAAUUUAUUAUUAAAGACGAAAUAUUUAAAGGAACUGUUUAUGAAAUAGAACAUGUAUCAAUUAAAAAAGAAAUAUUAGAAGAACCUGUUGAAAUUAAACAGGAAGAAAAUCAUUGCAAUGAUUCGAUCACAGAAUAUGAAAAUGUUAAACUUGAACAACAAUUAAAUACAGAAUUUAAAAAUGAUUUAAUAAAACAUCAACGAACGCAUACUGGUGAAAAACCAUUUACAUGUGAAGUUUGUGGUAAGAAAUUUACUCAGAAGAGCUAUCUAAUUAAACAUAAACGUACGCAUACUGGAGAAAAACCCUUUACAUGCGAAAUUUGUGAUAAGAAAUUUUCUCAGGCAAGCUAUUUAACUACACAUAAACGAAUGCAUACUGGAGAAAAACCAUUUACAUGUGAAUUUUGUGACAAAACAUUUUUCCAGAAACAACAUUUAAACUCGCAUCUAAAAACACAUACUGGAGAAAAACCAUUUACAUGCGAAGUUUGUGAUAAGAAAUUUUCUGAUCAUAGCAAUUUAGUUGUUCAUGGACGAAUUCAUAAAGGGGAAAAACUUUAUUCUUGUGAAAUUUGUGAUAAAAAGUUUAGUCAAAAACAUCAUUUAACUGAACAUAAACGAAAUCAUUUUCGAGAAAAACAUUUAAAUGUGAAGUCUGAAACGGUUACUUUGGAACAUGCAGGAAUUAUUAAAAAAGAGUUUUCAGCGGAUAUUGUUACUAUUGAAAAUGUUUUAAUUAAAGAAGAAAUAUCCGAAAUAUAUAAAGAUAAGACAUUUUCUUGUGAAUUCUGUAAUAAAAACUUUACACAACAAAUAAAUCUAAUUAGACAUAAACGAAUCCAUACUGGCGAAAAACCCUUUGCAUGUGAAGUUUGUGAUAAGAAAUUUUCUUGUAAACACACUUUAAUUCAGCAUAAUCGAAUCCAUACUGGAGAAAAACCCUUUACAUGCGAGGUUUGUGAUAAAAAAUUUACUUGGAAAAACGAUUUAAUUACACAUAAACGAACGCAUACUGGUGAAAAACCAUUUACAUGUGAAGUUUGUGAUAAAAAAUUUACUCAGAAAAGCGAUUUAAUUAAACAUAAACGAAUCCAUACAGGAGAAAAACCCUUUACAUGUGAAGUUUGUGGUAAGAAAUUUACUCAGAAAUAUAAUUUAAUUCAACAUAAACUUAUUCAUACUGGAGAAAAACCAUUUUCAUGUGAAGUUUGUAGUAAAAGAUUUACUCUGCAAGGUAAUUUAAUUAAACAUAAACGAACACAUACUGGCGAAAAACAUAUUUCACGUGAAGUGAUCAAAUUUUAACGCCAACUUUACGAUGAUGCGCUUAUUUUAGUCUACGUUCAACAGGAUGCUGCACGAGCACUUUGAUACAAGAGUAAUAAGCUCUGGUAGAUGGCUUUCAAGAAUAUCGGAUUCAAGGACUCUUGAUUUUUCGAUGUUUGGAUAUCUAGAAAAAUGAAAUGUUCGACAUAAGAAUCCACAUCAUUUGACAAUAAAAAGUAGUACGGUCGUGGGACCCCGUUAGGAACGAAAUUCCUUACGAAACCUGUGCAAAAACAAGUGUAAAAUUUAAAUAAAUACUUAUAUACAAUUAACUUACUUUUCUAAAUCUGUAUUAUAAAUAUUACCUGUUUUUGAUUGCUCAUCUAAAUAAAAAUCCUCAUAUAUUAUUACAA